Sesamum indicum (sesame) is the source of this 2856-nucleotide messenger RNA. RefSeq names its product putative myosin-binding protein 5. The record is from RefSeq and is a predicted model, not a curated record. NCBI's taxonomy places the organism in Eukaryota, Viridiplantae, Streptophyta, Magnoliopsida, Lamiales, Pedaliaceae. Gene Ontology annotation, molecular function: myosin binding.
CAUCCUAGUUUUUGGCAAACCUUUGAAUCUAAGCAUUCUGUUUUCUUUUUCUUCUUCCUCGUUCAGGCACACCCAUCCCAUCCCAUUUAGCAGAGAGAGAAAGAGAGGAGAGAGAGAGAAGAGAGAGGAGGGAGAGAGAGAGAGAGAUCAUGAUCUGGGGUGUGCUUAUUCCCACUAUGGUCAUGAUCAAUCCCAUUACAUUCCCUACAUUCUUGAUCCUCUCAACUUGAACCCCCUUUUCAAUCUUCGAUCGAUCUUUUCAACAAUCUUUCUUGAGAUUCUUGGGAUUUUUCCUCUGUUGAUAUGCCGGUGGGAUCUUUUAGGAGCUUUGUUGAGCAGAAGCUCGGGACAUUUCCACAUUUCUUGGUGUACGUCGUUUUCGAAUGGGUGGUAAUAAUCUUGCUUUUCAUCGAUGGGUUCCUCGCCUUCGUCUCUAACGAAAUCGCCAGGUUCUUUGAGCUUAGAAUUCCCUGCUUGCUCUGCACAAGGAUAGAUCAUGUCCUUGUCCACCGGGACUCGAAUUUCUACUACAAUGAGUCAAUAUGUGAGAUUCACAAGAAGGACAUCUCGUCCCUCGCCUAUUGUAACGUGCACAAGAAGCUCUCCGAUAUUCGUUGCAUGUGCCAGGGGUGCCUUCUUUCGUUUGCAACGGAGAAAGGUUCUGAUUUCGAUAAGUACAAGUCCCUUGUUGGGAUUUUGCACAAGGAUGCAGAUUACUUUGUUGAGGAUGACCGGAAACUGCUUGUGAAACCGUUGAAGAAGGAUGACUCAGAGAUUGCAUCUGAUGAGAAGAGUGAAAUGCUCAGGUGUUCUUGUUGUGGGGAGCCUCUGAAGUCGAGAUCUUCGACCAAGUAUAGCAGGAGUUUGUCGAUGAGUGCUCCUGCACCAUCUCCUCGAGCCUCCUUGUUUGGAAGCAGAAACGAGGAAGGAGGGAAUAUGGAUUUGCCGUCUGUUAGGUACACAGAGCUGAAGUUGGUUGCAGACAAUGAACUGGAGCUGCCGGAGGAUGAAGAUGCUGCAAAUGCAGAAACUCAGGCAGUUAGAGAGGAUGUCAAAGCUGCUAGAGUCCCGUUGUUACCAGAUACGGAGGACUUGGGCGAAGAUGCUGCAAGAACCCCUAGCUUUACAAGGGGAAACAAAUUUUUUGGUAUCCCAUUAUCAGAUACAGCACAAAUGAGUCCGAGGUGGGCCAACCGUGCCUCUAAAAAACUAACAGUCGACAAACUAGACUUUAUUUUGGACGCUCAUGAUGCAACUGAGCCAGACGGAAAUAUUCUGACUCGUCUGAAGAGACAAGUUCGUAUGGACCGUAAGGCCCUUACGGAACUAUACAUGGAACUGGAUGAAGAAAGGAGUGCUGCUGCAGUUGCAGCAAACAAUGCAAUGGCCAUGAUCACACGGCUGCAGGCUGAGAAGGCAGCUGUUCAAAUGGAGGCGUCACAGUAUCAGAGAAUGAUGGAAGAGCAGGCGGAAUACGACCAAGAAGCUCUGCAGUUAAUGAAAGACAUGCUUUUCAAGAGAGACGAGGACAUAAAGGCGUUAGAGGCUGAACUCGAGAUGUACAGAGAAAAAUACGGGCAUAUCAAGAAAAUAGGGAGUGAGAUAUGUGAAAUUGAUGCUGAAGAUGAUUAUCAAGAUAUGAAGUCUCAGGCCUUGUCGAUGUUUAGUGACAAAUCAGACGGCAGUAGCUCUAAUGGAGCAGAUCGUAGUGAAAACGAGCAUGCCUACGAACAGGCUGUGGAGUAUGGAGGAGGGGUUCCCGACGUAUCAACCUUAGAUUUCGAGGGAGAGAGAUCUUACCUUCUAAGUCUUUUGGGGGAACUUGAGCAAAAGAUAAAUUCACCCUCAGAUGAAAUAUCAAAUCCUACCGAGGUUGCUGUAGUCAUGCCUGAAAAUGAAGGCAGAGGAAAUGAAAAUAGGGGGAUGCUCACAAGAGAAGUAUCUAUGAUUCGGGAGAGGUUAAGAGCCAUCGAAGCAGAAAGCGGAUUCUUAAAACACGCUGCUAUGACGUUGCAACAAGGGGGCGAAGGAACUAAACUCUUAACUGAAAUAGCUCAACAUCUCCGAAAACUUAGGCACCCUGUCAAAUCUCCCUCAGAAGCCACAGACGCAUGACAUUUUUGUCCGGCAGAUGCUUCUCAUCCUCUUUUUCCAUUACUUUCACCACAUUAGGAUGUAAAUACCAUAGAAGUAACAAUGGAGCACUGGAAUCCCGCUUGGAUGUUAUUAGCUCUUGGUUCUCGUUAUCUCAAUUGCUGUCGGUAAAGUUUUGAGGAGGCUUCCAUUUUUUGACAAACGAUACACAUAUAAACACAGACUUUGCACCGGUUAGACGCGUAGACAUAAGCUAGGACUGGAAGCUUACUCAAAGAUGGCAUAGAACGGUGAGAGCCGUCCGUCUGUUUUACAGUUCUCUCAACAAAUCUCCGUUGCUCGAAUAGGAAACUUAAGCUAGAGCUUCCCUUAGAGUACUGUGAUAGCAUUGUGUGUUCUAAUAGUGACUGCUGAGUUUGUAAUUUUUUGCCUAUAAACUAGUCAGGACAGAAGAUGAGAGCAGAGGAUUGAAGUUUCUCUUUUCUGUGUGUGUUGGAGUCUUGAUGAAGAGACAAGAAGAUUGUAGUGUUUCUAUAUCCUCUUAUGUCUUUUCCUUGUCUGUAACAUGGAAAACUCUUCACACUUGGGAAGCAGAUUCGUGCUCCGACACACUGUUUUCUUGUUUCAAACUUCAGCAGUUUUCUGAACAGUGGGAUGUAGUUUCGAUCCGCCCCAGCAAGACUAACGAUCUUUUCCCGUUUUAUUUGGAUGUACAAUGCCUUUUCCGACUCUCCACAUCAAAUAUUUUGACAAAUUUUUGCA